Molecule: messenger RNA, 8754 nt
Organism: Gopherus evgoodei (Goodes thornscrub tortoise)
Lineage: Eukaryota; Metazoa; Chordata; Testudines; Testudinidae
Gene: NRDE2
Product: NRDE-2, necessary for RNA interference, domain containing
Exons: 13
Coding region: 319-3642 (1107 amino acids)
Biological process (GO): RNA processing; negative regulation of RNA catabolic process; regulatory ncRNA-mediated post-transcriptional gene silencing
Cellular component (GO): catalytic step 2 spliceosome
Molecular function (GO): protein binding
Source: RefSeq, a predicted model, not a curated record
GUGUCAGGCCUAAACUGUUGGGCAAAAUCCGCCCUCUCCCAGGAGUGAGAGAACUGGCACGGGAAGCGAUUGGAUGAUCGCGAGGAGGCUGCCAGGGCGUCUUUCUUUUGCUCCCCCCACGAGCAGGAGCGUCCACACGCCCAGGUAGCCUUGGAGCUGCACUACUGUCCAGUGACCUCCUCCCGACGCCAUUUUGGGAGCAGAGGUAGGCGGGACUACAUUUCCCAGCAUGCUGGGGCAGCGAGCGGCGCCAUCUUGCCUCGUUGGGCGGCUGGGUCUCCUUGGGAAGCCAGAGGGGAGGAGGCUGUGGUUCAGCCCAUGGCUCUUUUCCCGGCCUUCGCCGGCGCCGCUGAGCCCGGGGAGACGCCAGGCAGCGGUAGCGAGGGCUCCAGGAGAGAAUUGGACUGGCUUAGCAAUCCAAGCUUCUGCACAGAAGAUGCAUUGAAACUGCACCAGCGUGAUGCAGAUCUUACUCCUGAGAGCUCACAACUUAUAAGCAGGAGUCCUUCAAGAUCAGAACUCUCAGGAGGAAGUAAUACCAAUGAAGAUCUAAAAAAAUCAACUAAAAAAAGGAAAGGGAAAAAGAAAAAGCAUCACCACCACAAGAAAAGAAAAAAGAAAACUAGAGAGGAAUCAAGUAAUAGCGAGUCAGACUCAGACAAUGAGUGUAUGAAGGAUAAAUCUAGAGGAAGUGACAUAAACCAUGAAAGAGAAGCAGCAACACUGAAUCUAGAAGACAUAACUUCACAUGGUGUCACCAGUCGCUUUGUUUGGCUUGAGGAUAUUCAGGCUUUGACAGCAGAGACCUUCAGGACAGACAAGAAUCCAGACCCUGCAAACUGGGAAUACAAGUCACUGUAUCGAGGGGACAUAGCAAGAUACAAGCGGAAAGGGGACUCAUGCCUUGGUAUUGACCUAACGAAACAAUGUAUAACUUGGGAAAGUUCCAUGGUAGAAAAGAAACAGUCCCACAAGCGACCUGAACGCUACUUCACGAAGAAUAGUGUGCAGUUAUUGAGCACAGAUGGAAUUCCAGUUUACAGUAAAAGCCAAACUUCUUCAUCUGGUCCAAGCACUUUUAUACCGGUUUCACAACUGGACAGUGAUGCUCCUCCUCCAACAACCUGUGUGAAUCCUCUUGGGAUUUAUGAUCCAUUGACCACACUCUGGUUGGAAGGAAAAGGUCCCCCAGAGCAUGAGACUUUAAAGCAGCAGGCAUCCCAAGAGACCAGUGAGAAUGUUAACUCUAUUCUAAAGGCAAAAGUGGAAGAAUAUAAUAGGAUGGUCAGAGAAAAUCCAAGAGAUGUUCACAUUUGGAUGGAAUUUGUUUCUUUUCAGGAUGAAGUAAUGAGAGGACCCAGCCCUUACGCCAUCAAAGAUGGAGAGCAGGAAAUAAGGAGAAAAUCAUUCAAGCUAAUCCUAGAAAAGAAACUGGCCAUUUUAGAGAGAGCUAUUGAAAGCAACCCAAAUGAUGUUGAUCUGAAACUUGCCAAGCUGAAGCUUUGUACAGAAUUCUGGGAACCAUCAAGUUUGAUCAAAGAAUGGCAGAAACUGGUUUUUUUGCAUCCCAAUAAUCCAGUCCUGUGGCAGAAAUAUCUCUUAUUUUGUCAAAGUCAGUUCAGCACCUUUUCAGUUUCAAAAGUCCAUAGUUUAUAUGGAAAAUGUUUGAGCACUUUGGCAGCUGUACAGGAUGGCAGCAUGGUAUCACAUCCUGUACUGCCUGGCACAGAAGAAGCUAUGUUAGCUGUCUUUCUUCAGCAGUGCCAUUUUCUUAGACAGGCGGGCCAUUCUGAGAAAGCUGUGUCUUUGUUCCAAGCCCUGAUUGACUUCACCUUCUUUAAACCUGACAGCGUAAAAGAUCUGCCAACAAGAGGACAGGUGGAGUUCUUUGAACCAUUUUGGGAUAGUGGAGAGCCUCGGUUUGGAGAAAAAGGAGCAAAAGGCUGGAAAUCAUGGAUGCAUCAACAAGAAAAGGGAGGCUGGAUUAUCAUCAAUAAACCUGAUGAGGAUGAGGAAGAUGUAGAUGAAGAUCAAGAAAUAAAGGAUAAAACUCUACCUAAAUGGCAAAUUUGGCUGGACAUUGAAUGUUCCCGUGAAACAAGGCAUUGGCUGCCUUGGCGACCUGACAAAACUAAAAAGCAGACUGAAGAAGAUUGUGACGACCCAGAGAGACAGGUAUUGUUUGAUGAUCUUGGUCCAUCUUUAAUCAGACUUUCUAGUCCAGAUCUUCAGUUUCAGCUGCUAUACUCAUUUCUGCAAUUCGUGGGAGUCCCAUGUGGGCGUAGUCUGUUUCCUUCAAAUCUCUAUAUCGCUAUGGAUGAGAACAAUAUCUUUGACACUGAGCAGUCUGAGAGGCCAUUGACGACUUUUGACUCACUGCUUUCUGGAGUCAAUAGUAUUGGCCAUAUGGACACAAUGACAAGAGGGAGACAGCACAUAGGACACUGUAAGGAAGGAGAGGAGUUCAUACAGAAUGUCUUUCAUUUAAUAUUGCCGUUGUUUUCAGGAAAGGAAAAGGCAAACCUUUCUGUCUGUUGGCUACAAUAUGAAAUCUCAAAGGUUGUUCAGUGUCUCCAAGCAAAAAACAAGAAGAAACUGAAGUCACAGGGAAAGAAAAGCAAAAAACUAGCCAAGAAUCUCCUUAAGGCAUCUGAAAACCGAAACAACCUUUCCCUCUGGAAACUGUAUGCCUACUUGGAAUGGUUACUUGGCAACACUGAAGAUGCUAGAAAAGUGUUUGAUACAGCUCUUUGCUUAGCAGGCACUGAAGGAAUGAGAAAUACCCAACUCUGUAAUCUGAGCCUGCUUUAUGCUUCACUAGAAGUGGAGCUACUAGAGAAUUUGGAGGAAACUGUUAUGUCACGUGCUUUACAUAUAUUGACCAAACUGGCUGAAAGUGGACCAUAUGUACCUUAUACUGGGCAACUGCUAUCUGUGAAUAUCUUGAAAGCUCGGAAGGCAUAUGAGCAUGCAUUGCAAGAUUAUUUAAGUGAAAGUCCAGUCUCUAAUUGGGAUCAAGCCAGCAGUUCUAGCCAACUGGUUAAUUUAGUUGGUUGUUAUGCACUUUUCCAGUAUUUGACUGUUGGGAUUGAUGCUGCUGUGUUAAUAUGUAGACAUAUUUCUGAAAAGCUUAAAGGUUCUGCUUCACAGAAGUUUGAAAGCAUUGGAGAAAAUCUUGGCAUUCAUAAUUUCCCCACUGCUCUUGAAGCUGUCACACUCAUGCACACAAAUUUACUCAGGUACCAUAUGAAAGUUAGCAUUUACCCUUUAAAUCCACUGCGAGAGGUACUAAUGGAAGCUUUGAAGCUGUAUCCUAGCAACCAGUCUCUUUGGAGGUCAUAUAUCCAGAUCCAAAGCAAGUCUCACAAUGCUAGCAAAGCACGAAGAUUUUUUGAUAGUGUCACAAGGUCUACUAAGUCCCUAGAGCCGUGGCUGUUUGCAAUCCAAGCAGAGGAGAUGAGAAAGAAGCUUGUCGAGAAUGUUCAGAGAGUAGAUGUUGGAGAAAUAUAUUCAACAAUUCCUGAAACUGGGUUAACAAAUCGGAUCAAAGCUUUAUUUGAACAUGCAAUUCAGAGUGAAAAUGGUGCCCAUUGUCCAUUGCUGUGGAGAAUGUAUUUGAACUUUCUGGUUGCUAAAGUUUGAGAACCACUGCUCUAAAUGUUACAUUCCCAAACUUUUUGGAUCAAGCUUUUCAGAAAAGGAAGAUAAAGGGGGACUUUUUUAUUCUGAACUUAACCCACAGGUAAGCUGGACUGGUUUUCAGCUAAGCAUUUGUCAGUGUUCAGUGAGGCCCUGGGCCUUGGCAUGAGUUGGGACCUGGUCUGCCAGUGUCACAUCCCCAACGCAAAACAAAAAUUGGUUUGACAUUUGUACCAUGUGUGUCUGAAUGAUAAAAAUGCUACCUAUGAUAAAAUGUGAUCCUUACAUUUUCACUUGUGGAAGAGUUAUUGGUGUCAGAUGAGAAUAAGACGCAAUAAUAAUUCUUCACCUAACAUCGAUGGCACCUAAAAGCUUCUUGAGGGCUAAAACCAAUUAUUCAGUAAUGUUCACCUCUGCAGAUAUUACCACUUAAAAGUAAAUGUUAUGUUUGUCCAAUGUCACCAGAAAGUCCUGUAGAUCUUGUCAGAUCUUGAGAUGUGUUUAGUUCAUUCUUAAGUAUUUUUGACAAGGUAUUUCUCCAUCUUUAACAGAAUCAGUAAUUCAGUUGGAUUUUGAAUCAGUAUUCCCCUUCCCCUAAAAUCCCAUUUAUUCUUUAAGAAAGAAUUAGAGACAGAAUGAUAUUGAGAGCUGUUUGAAGAACAACAGGAGAUGUACAUUUUAGUGCUCAGUUGUGACAACUAAAUGAAGUGUGUUGCUAUCUAGCAUUCAUAAAUCUCACCAUGCAGUAUAAAAGGUUUAGUGACCCAACGUAACCCAAUUGGUGUCUACAAAUAAUAUUUCAUCUAUGUGAAAUAGAAACCGUACACUUCAGCAUGAAACCUGUUGAUCUUAAUAUAAUCAUUAAUGUAGUGAGACCGAGUGAAAAUGUUAAAUUACUUACAGUUGAAAAAUCUCUUGCUCCUUGAAGACCCCAAGGAGCUUUGUAAGUGGUUGGUGUAGGAAGGCACUGUUUAGAUCUAGACUUGCCACAGAGUUUCCUUUACAUAAAGUUAUUUUCAAACCUGGUCAAUUCAAAAUAUUCCCUUUGCAAGAAACUAUUAAAAUCUUUACAUAUAAAUGAUGACCGAAUAAUGAGACUAGCCAACCAAUGCACUCAAAACUGUUUUAAAGCUCUGUGCUGCUGGUGUGUUCUGUAUUUGCCCCAUCAGAUAUCCAAGCUGGCAUUUCUAGGAAGAGGAUUUACCUUCCUUUAGCUAGAUGCUGUCACAGGUUGUGAUGAGCAACCCUGUCUUGGCCACUCAUCAGACUGCUGUGAGGGGAUUCAGCUGCUGGAUCCUGUUUGUUCAGACUCUGGAGGCUUAAAACAGAGCCCAGGUAUAGUGAACAGGGAUAGUCUUACAGCCUCUGAGCAUGCUCUCAGGGUGCAGAUCUUCUGUCAUGCCCACUGAGAUCACACAGCUCACUGCCCCGUCAUUGGAACUGGUGCUUAACUCUCAAUCUCCCCUUGUAGUUUGAACCUACCCUUUCCCAGAAUGCCACUCAGAAGUGUGAGCCUUCUGGUUUACUGCUUCAAGGGGGCCUUGCGGUAGGUGUAACUGUUAAAUGCAUAGACCUUGUACAGAAUUCUAAAGCACUCUUUACUAAAGCACAAGAAAUACAGAGUACAGAUCAUAUAGAAAACAACAAACAACCUGAACAUAAUGCUCACUUUAGUUAUCCUUCCUUUGGGAGUUCUUGGGAACCCAUCUGUGUUCAGAUAGGAAAGGCUUCCCCUACCUACUCAGGCUCCUGCAGCAACUUCUCAAAUCUUGUUCUGGUGGUGAUUGUUGAAAUUGCCUUUACAUAGACAUUCCAGUGUAUGUGACUUAACCAUUUAAUAACUGAGGGAAGGGCAUUGAGCAAGUCCAUGAGGAAACCAGGCAGCCCUUGCCGAUGGAUGCAGCCUGCAAGUAUAUAAUCUACAUCAUCUUGGCCACAGUGCCAAUGGGAGGAGUCAUGAAGGCCCUAUUUGUAGUCACUAGAAGUAUAUCUUAUCACUCAAUCUGAAGCAAUUGAGCUUUGCCCACAGAUGGUGUGGAAAGUCAAAACCCGGGGACUGGACGGUUGCAUCUGUCAUGAGAUAGGCACUAGCUAUGCUGGAAGCUUGUCCUUGCCACCUAGUAUUCUGCCUGCAGGUGACAUCGAGGUUCCUUAAAAGGAAUUGUCCAGAUUGGGUGCCUUGAAUUAAAAUGGUAGAUUGGUGGAUUAGAGACCUCUGUAAACAGUGAUAGACCCAGAUUCUGUAAGGUGACUUGUCAACUGAUGUCAGAAGGGGCAGGACCAGCAGCCAGGCCAGGUUAUUAUAUACAUAGUUUAAUUCAGCUGCAUGUCCACUAGUCCUAUGUGAGAGGGGCUGAGCCACAUUGGGGAACGAUAUUCUGCUACAGAAUAGCACAAGGAAGGCCCAGAACUUCGCAUUGGCUCCCUAGUUUGAACCAGAUAGCUGGCUGAUCAGGACAUUUCUUGUCUCUAUUUGAGGUGAGGUCUUGGUAAGGUGUUCCUUGCAUGUCCAGGUGUGGCCCAGUGUGACGUCUAGAUACAUAGACAUUAGGUCGUUGUCCAUUCAGGAAGAUGUUGAGCUGUUCGUUGGCCUUGUGUGGUUUAGAUGCAAACAGCUGGAAACGGUCUUUGACACUUACUUUGAGUCUCCAUUUUUUACAGUAGUGGGCCAACUUUCUCAUAUCUGCAUGGAAGACUUUGUCUAGGUGACUGAAAUCCUGGUCCUGCACUGCCAGACAGAUGUCUGCAUAGAUAAAAGGCCUGGCUGUGGCGUAGGGAAGGUCAUUUGUGAAGAGGCUGAAAAGUGUCAGUGCUAGAACUGAGCCCCGAGGUAUACUAUUGUUUUGGCGGCCGUUUAGCAGCAGUUCCACACCUCUGACAGCCUGUCACGGUAGGACCAAUUACACUUUGCACCUAUGCCAACCUAUGCCAGAUUGCGCUAUAUGCAGCAGCAAGGUCUAGGAAUACUGCGCCUGUCUUCUGCCUGGUCUGGAAGCCAUUCCUGAUGUAGGCAGCAAGUGCCAGCACUUGACCACAAGUAAUUGUGGUUUGGUCUGAAACCUGCUUAAUCUACACUCAGGAUAAGGGGUGGGAGCAAUUCUCUGAAGGAUAAGCCUUUCAAGUAAUUUGAACACAAAUCUUAACAAAGAGAUCAGGUUGUGGUAAUAUGCUGCAGUUCAAUUGUCUUUCCCAGGUUUUGGCAAGACUAUUUAUUAUGUUUGAUCCUGUGCAAGCUCUUAAGCUUUUUAUUCUUCUAGAUAACUCUUACAUCCAAUUCUAGAUGUCUCUUCUAGAUGACUCUUGAUAGCAAAACGGCUACUCAGUGUUUUCUAGUUUUUCCCUGGCUCUUCAGGAAUUCAGAUAUUACCAAGCCCUUAGAUUCAUGUUUUCAGUGUUUUGAUCGCCCUUUCUGUUUAAUUGUUUAAUCUGUGGCAAAUGGCUGAAGUCUUCAGUUCUAGGUAUACACUGUUUCUAGUGCCGUCAUUAUUUCUUCAUCUCUCCUUCAAAUGUUUUGUCCUUAUCUGCCUUUGCAACAUUUAUCAGGUGGGUAGCAGUGUUGUUUGGAGAGACUGGGCACUAUGCUGGAGGUAGCUGAGCAGCACCAAGUUUUCUGAUUAAUGCCCUGGCUUUGUGGCUGGAUCUUGAGGUGUUUAGUUCCGUGUUAACUUGCUCUCAUCUCUUCUAGAAAUAUUCAAGCUGUCUCAAGAUGUGUGGUGAUGUCUGAAUCACGACUUUCUUCAUACUGAUUGAGGAGUUUUGCAUGCUCCUUAUCAAGAUAGAGAGUGUAGGACAUUAUAACAACCUCUUGGAAUUGAGGUGAUGAAAGCUUUAUAAAUGGCUCUUGUAAACAGCAUAUAAGAUUCUUCAGCAAAGAUGUGUGAUAAAACUGCGCCAAUUUGCUCUCCUCCAGUUCCGGCAAGGUUUUUUUGUUGGCGCUUACAGUAGGUGGGGAUACUUGGUGAAAGUGGCUAAAGAUCUCAAAUCACUCAACUCCUGCCCUUUUAAUCGCUGUUUAGUCUCUGUCAGGUGACCUCAAAUCCUUACGAGGUGACUUUGUUGCCAGGUGCACUCCUCAGGCUCCCACCCAGAAAUGGUUUGUCAAUCUGUUAUCAGUUAUAUUUGUAUUUGAAUAGAGGACAAUCCCGAGUUAAGGAACCUUUAUUGUCAGCCCUGUAUCACUCCCCUUGGGAUUUUUGUCCAUUCUGGAGGCAAAAGUAGAACCGAGGAAUCAUCUACCCUCAGAUAUUCAAAAUUGAGUUUGGAGUCUGCUAAAGAGAGAGAGAGCUCAUAAUCUCAUACAGAAUUUAUAAAUUUAGCCAAAUUUAUCACAGAUGCAAAGUUAAGUUUUGCAAACAAAAGGGUCUACAUUUUCAAGAAGACCUCAACCCUUUCUCCUGCUCUUUGUGUGAAACUAUGGGCAUUAUCAUUCCUACACACAUUUUUUGUGGGCUUAUCGCUUUUAUAAGCAGGUGAUAGAAUUUGCCCGUGUAACCCCUUUAUAAAAUGCAAAUAUCGUUGUGCAUGUAAAUAUUAUUACUUGCAUACAAAUAGCAGUAUACUAACAUUGUAUGGACAAAUGGAGGGCACUUCUUAGCAAAUUUAGAAUUGAGGAAACUCUGGAAAUGGAUCAGUUAGAUAUUCUAGUUUUUUAAAGAGAGAGAAAAGUUAAGAUGACACAGUAUUUCAAGAUUAACAGGAAAAGAUAGUAUAGCUCAGUUGCUAAUGUACGUGCCUUGGAGCCUUGGUCUUCCAUGCUAGGAGUUGUGUUCUUGCUUAAUGUUAACCUUUGACUGUGUGAUAUUAGAGGAGUGCUGUCCUGCAAGUGAAAAAUCAAACAGGUUCCUUCUGUCAUUCUUUGAUGUGUUUCUGUUUCACUCCACCACUUGUGAGUUACGAAGAGCCAACUUCUAACUCAUAAAGGCAUUGCUCAUAUCAUAGUCCAUUAAUGUAAUAUACCAUAUUACAUAUAUACCUAUUAUACAAUCUGUUCAUAAAGGACUCCUUACCAGGGAAACUCUGUCUGAACUUUUGCAUGGUAGUUUCUCUGCUUCUAAGAAGACACAAAAUAUCACUUCAGCAGCCACAAUUUAUUUGAAAUAUGGAUUUUUUUUCCCC